Messenger RNA from Colletotrichum phormii, 1299 nucleotides. RefSeq lists its product as uncharacterized. The record is from RefSeq and is a predicted model, not a curated record. Gene Ontology annotation, molecular function: FAD binding; oxidoreductase activity. The transcript is spliced from 4 exons. NCBI's taxonomy places the organism in Eukaryota, Fungi, Ascomycota, Sordariomycetes, Glomerellales, Glomerellaceae. Bases 292 to 1299 code for a protein of 335 amino acids.
AAUCCCUUUACCAAUACCACCACAGCAGUUCAUCCGGUGUCCGGUACUGCCGAGCUCUACGCGUGCGGAUGCCUCCGUUACAACUUGCGGUAGAACUGCCCGGCGGCGUGGUGCAACUAGACGAUGCCAAGAAAUCAUGGUAGAACGUUGGGAAUUAGGGGAAACGGGACGAAAGAUGAGUUAUAAAGCAAAGCCCCGGGUGCGUGGUUCUCGAAAUAUGAUGCUCUCUUGAAGCUUCCAAGCUCUGCCAGUCCAACUUCAGUCUCUCCUUUUCUACUGCACUCAUUCACCAUGGUUCGUGUUUUCAGUCUCGCCGCUUUUGCAACGGCAACCCUCGCUUCGUGCACACAGGCCCAAGGCCUAGAGACCUGCCUCGAAACGGCCGGUCUCCUCACUUCGUUCCCCGAAACCAACGCCUCGUUCCCGACCGACAUCCUCCCGUGGCAGCGCCGCGUCGCCCCCACCCCGGCCGGCGUCGCCUGGCCGCGCACUACCGAUGAGGUCGCCGCCGCUCUAGCCUGCGCCCGGGAGGCAAAGGUACUCGUUGCGGCCCGUGACGGCGGCCACUGCUACGGCUCCUACAGUCUGCCCAAUGCCGGGCUCACCAUCAACAUGACUCACUUCCAUGAGACCAACCAGCUCUGGAAAGAGCACGGCGCCCGCUUCCCUCACGUCCGUGCCAACAUGGUCGGCCUCAUCGGCUCUUCCAUCGGAGGCGGCUUUGGCUCCCUGUCCCGCAUGCUCGGAACCCCCAUGGACUUCCUCGAAGGCGCCACCUACAUGCUCUACAACGGCACCAUCACCUGGAAGCCCACGUACCAGCAGGCCAUCAACUACACCAUCACCCUCACCGACAGCUCCCUCUCCGCCGGCGUCGACUCCCUUCUCGCCAUCCAGGAGCACUACCUCUCCGGCCAGUGGCCCGACGAGCUCACCAUGCGCUGGUCCCUGACCGCCCCUUCCUACACCGGCUCCGGCUUCUACUGGGGAAACCCCGAGGACUUUGACAAGCUCCUCGAACCCCUCAUGGCCAAGCUCCCCAACGGCACCCAGCUCACCCGCACCAACGGGUUCCAGCCCUUCAAGGACCAGCUCGCCGCCGAGGGCGUGCCCCUGCGUGGUUUCGUGAACUACCGCGACACGGCUCUCACCGUUGAUCAGUGGAGCGAGCGCCUGUACGGCAAGAACUACGCCAAGUUGCAGGAGAUCAAGGCCGUGUACGACCCCGAGGGCAUGUUCACUGCUCACCCGCAGAGUAUCCCUCUGCCUGGUCAGCAGCCCCCUGCCGCCAUCAACUAG